Molecule: messenger RNA, 8610 nt
Organism: Epinephelus moara (kelp grouper)
Lineage: Eukaryota; Metazoa; Chordata; Actinopteri; Perciformes; Serranidae
Product: sodium/potassium/calcium exchanger 3-like
Exons: 18
Coding region: 365-2194 (609 amino acids)
Biological process (GO): intracellular calcium ion homeostasis; calcium ion transmembrane transport
Cellular component (GO): membrane
Molecular function (GO): calcium channel activity; calcium, potassium:sodium antiporter activity
Source: RefSeq, a predicted model, not a curated record
AGAGAGAGAGAGAGCGAAAGCACACAGAGCUCAGAGCAUGUCGCCUCCUGUUGCUGCACCUCACUGUGGGAUCUGCUGUCGACCUUUCAGACUGUACACAUGAACGCAGAGAGCCUUUUUCACGCGUUUCCUCGCUAUGUGCGACCCGGAGGUUUGUCAGAGUGAGCCGGCACAGCGUCAGCUCUGAGUCCGGAGGGGGGAAACAGGCUUUGUCAUUGCGGGGAUUUUUUUGUUUGACACAACUUGGCAGAGAAGUCGCUUGCUGCUGCUGCCGCCGGAGCUUGUUUGUUUGCAGAGAAAGUGUGAAACAAGUGUCAGAAAGAGAGCAACAGAUGUUUCUGGUGAAUAUGCGGCCGGCUGAGGAAUGAGAGCAGCGGCGAGGCACCGGCGGCCCUUCCAGCGGUUCUGCUGCUGUGGAGUCGGAGUGGUCGCCGUCAUUUGGCUCGCACAGGUCAUCCAGGCACCAGAGACAGAGUCUUCUGGGUUUCUGCCAGGCGUGAACAGUGGGGAGCCACGAUGGACUCGCAGGCUGAUGCAAGAGAAGUCAGACAACCAGAGCGUGGAUCAGCCCCGAGCAGCCAUCCAUGAGUUUCCAGAAGACAUUUUUACCAAGGAGCAGAGGAAGAAAGGCGCUGUGUGUCUGCAUGCACUCUGUGCGAUCUACAUGUUCUACGCUCUGGCCAUCGUCUGUGAUGACUACUUUGUCCCCUCCCUUGAGAAAAUAUCUGAGAACCUGCAUCUCAGUGAAGAUGUGGCCGGCGCGACAUUUAUGGCUGCAGGAAGCUCUGCUCCAGAGCUUUUCACCUCUCUCAUUGGUGUCUUCAUCACCAAAGGAGACGUUGGAGUCGGCACGAUUGUUGGCUCUGCCGUCUUUAACAUCCUGGUCAUCAUUGGCCUGAGCGGGAUCUUUGCAGGCCAGACAGUGGUUCUGACGUGGUGGUCCCUUUUUAGAGAUUCCUCCUACUACAUCCUCUCCGUACUGACUCUCAUCAUGGUUAUCUAUGAUGCCACUGUUGUCUGGUGGGAGUCCUUGCUCCUCAUGACCAUGUAUGGAAUCUACAUUAUAAUCAUGAAGUUCAACUCCCAGGUUCUGGCGUUUGUGACACGACAGCUCAGGAGCUCCAGGCCAUGCUGCUCCAAAUCAGAGAACCACAGAGACGACAAGAUGGGAGAGGAUGCCUCUGCUUGCAACACCUCCAUGGUGCUUCUCAACAAAGGCCAAGGUCACAGUCAGGAGGCUUCUCCAGUCAUCAUGGUGGAUGAGCUUCUCAUCCUCAACCCCCACAAGCUGUCCUUCUCUGAGGCUGGCCUGCGCAUCAUGAUCACCCCACAUUUCUCCCCCCGCACCAGGCUCUCCAUGGCAGGACGCAUGCUCAUCAGUGAGAGACAGAGGCUGAUCCAGAGUUCGAAAAACCAGAGGGACGGCGAGGCCAGCCCCGGGUCAAGAACGGGAUCAGCCAACAACAGCCUGAAGAGGACGGGCUCCUGCAGUCUGGAGAAUGGAGGCAGGAGACCUGGGGUGGGAGACGCAGAGUCAGGAGACAAGCCGGGGGCUGAGGCGUGUCAGGCAGAGGAGGAGGAGGAGGAUGAUGAUGGGAUAUUUAGUCCUGUGCGCAUACCAGGUAGCUGCUGUGCGCGGAUAAAGUGGGUAAUCACGUGGCCUCUGGGCCUCCUGCUCUACUGCACUGUGCCUAACUGUAUUCUGCCACGCUGGCACCGCUGGUUCAUGGUCACCUUCGUGGCCUCCACCCUGUGGAUCGCUGUCUUCUCCUACCUCAUGGUGUGGAUGGUCACCAUCAUCAGCUACACACUAGACAUCCCAGACUACAUCAUGGGCAUAACCUUCCUGGCCGCAGGGACCAGCGUGCCGGACUGCAUGGCGAGUCUGAUUGUAGCCCGACAAGGCAUGGGGGACAUGGCGGUGUCUAACUCCAUAGGCAGCAAUAUCUUUGACAUCCUGCUGGGUUUGGGUUUCCCUUGGGCUUUACGUACCCUUGUGGUGGACCACGGAUCAUCAGUCUCCAUAAAUAAUAAAGGACUGGUGUAUUCUGUCAUCCUGCUGCUGGCAUCUGUGUUCCUGACGGUGAUGAGUGUUCAUCUGAACCGCUGGAGGUUGGAUCGACGGCUGGGUCUGGGCCUGCUGUUUCUCUAUGCCAUCUUCCUGCUCUGCUCCAUCCUCUUCGGGCAGAUGUGAGGCCUUAAGGUCGAAAGUCAACCCCGUCAGACAGCAUGAUGAGUACCUACCUUUCCACCACACGUCCUCUUUCCUGAAGCCAAAAAGAGUGACAGCGUUGUCGUGUUCCUUGUGAGAGUUUCCGUGCACCUUUGUAGGACUCGCUAGGGUGAUACUGUACACAAUGCAACGACACAAACACACUGAAGUCUUUUGUCAAUAGCACAAUGUUUUUCUCUCCUCUUUGUACAGUGCAGUGUUUGAAUACAGUCUUUAAAUUAACAAACUGGGCGACCAAACAAAAUAUUUAAUGACAUGGCAGAUAGAAGCAGCAGGUUUGUUGCGCCUUCAACAGCAAUAUGAAACAGGAAGUGACUAAAAGUAACAGCUCACUAAAAUUUUGAUGAUAAUUGGAUAUCAUAACUGAGCUAGAAUGUCACUUUCCACCCCGUAACAACAAUUAUAUUUCAUGCCUGUUUUAUAUUUGAAUGAACCUGUUCAACUGAGACUCUUCAGUUAGCUUAGCCAGCUAGCUAACACUAUAAAUCUAAACUGCUCCUGCUAGGUAAUAAUUUCUUGAAUAAAUGAUGAGUCAUCACUCUUUCAUUCAAGCAAUAAACUGUUUAGAUUUACAGUAAUUAAAAAGACUGUUGAUUCCUGUCACUUCAGGUGUUUUCAUCUGUUAUUUAUUUACAUUUUUAAUGUUUGUGUUCUGAAAGCUGCUGCAGCACAGCAGAUAAACUACAGAAUUAUUGUUUAGUUUUCAACAUUUCAACAACACAGCAAUCAAAAGUUAUUUAUAAGGGAGAAUAUAUAAAUAAUCGCCAGGAAAAAAUGUUGGCUUUGUGUGUUUCUGCAAACUACAGACAGGUUACAUUUUCCUUUAUGUAGCAGAUGGGUUCAAACUAUAUGUACCAACAACACUGUGGGUAAUAGGGGUGUAAAUCACCAGCUUCAUCACGAUACAAUAUUAUAUCGAUUUGUUUGGAUGACGAUACGAUGUUUGCCGAUAUCACAAAAUCUGUCACGAUACGAUUUUGAUUCGAUUCGAUUCAGGAGCCUGCGAUCGAUAUGACGCGAUAUCAUAUGCCCAUCUAACACAAUCAUUUACAUCAACUCACAAAAACAACUAGAAUAUGAGUUGACCAUUUUAUUUCGGAGCUCUGUUUAUUGUUUGAGCGGAGGCGCGCUUGCCCAGAAAUGGUGACACAGACGUGCUAUGUGAAUUUCAAAAUAAAUGUGUAUCUUUAAGAUGACGAUAUGGAUCGAUGUUUUCAUUUUACAUCGAUAUAAUUGGAUCGUUAAUCAAUUAAUCAAUGUAUCGAUGUGGAUCGAUGUAUCGUUACACCCCUAGUGGGUAACACGUGGUUAAGUUUAGAAACACAAAACAAAGAAAUACUUCAAAACAUCUAUUUCAAGCAGGUGUGUAGGAGAGGGACGAGAAGAAUAAAACUUGUAGAAAAGACUCCCGCACACUGUCUAACUUGCAAAAAUAAUACAUUUUAAUGCUGCAAUGUGCAUGUGCAGUGGAAAGGCUAAAUACCAAGCAUCAAUUAGUGUAACAAUCAGCAUUAUUUGAUUACAUUACUUUACACUGCACAUGGGUAUUGUGAUUAAUUGCAAACUUACAGCCACGCUGUAAGAUGACUGUUGGUUACAAAACUGUUUGCCUGAUGAAGGUCUCGUCACCAAAACAUUACAGCAUUAAAAUCAUUUUUGUUUUUUGCAAGUUAGACCGUGUGGGAGAGUCUUUUCUACGAGGUUUAGUAAAAAAACAUUGCUUGGUUAUGGUUAGAAAAAGAUCAUGUUUUGGCUUAAAAUACCCAGAUUUGGGGAACAGUCAUGGCUGGGAAAGAAGCAGUGUCUUGGUAAAAAAAAAAAAAAAAAGCACAUUCAUGCCACUAUUCCAGGCUCCAAGGAAUGCCGCCAAGCCUUGCAGCCAGUAAUUUCCAGUGGCCACUUGGGAUUUUGCUGCAAACAAUUUCCCUGUGGCUCAAAAAGCCAUUUACCCAUAGACCACCAUUAUAAAAGAGACAUCUGUAAAACUGUUCACCGGACACUCCAAACUGCAAACAAGGACAGUUUUUUUCUAUUCUGAAAUGUUUAACCAUGAAGAUUUUAUGUUUCUAAAACUGUCCUCAAGCCAAUAAAAAGGAUUUAAAUUCUUCUUUAAGCCAUGUGGGAACUUGUGGCAGGCAACUCCAUUGGAAUGAAUAGGCGUCACCCUGGGGUCGGGUAUUUAGUUAUCAUUAUCAUAUUAAAGUUCAUGCACUAUCCCCGCUGGAAAAACAGCAACAGGUCGCUAAAAAACACCCACAACUGGUGCCUAAAAAGCCACUGGAAAUAAUAAUAAUAAUAAUAAUGAUGAUAAUAAUAAUAAUAAUAUAAUAACCUUUAUUUAUAUAGCACCUUUCAUAUGAGAAAUGAAGUGCUGAGUGCUGUACAAUAAGGGCAGUAUAAGCACUGAGUGCUUCACAUGAAAAUAGACGUAAUGGACAUAAAACAGACAAACAAGGCAAUUUAAUAUAAAAGGACAUUUAAAACAGUUUAAAACAUUGAUUUACUGAUUCAUGAAAUCAUAGAGUGACUCAUGACUUUUUUUAAGAUUAUUAUUAUUAUUCAAAAAAAAAAAUUUUAAGUUUUUUUUUUUUUUCCUUUCUUUGGCUUUAUUAGGUAGGACAGUCUAGGCAUGAAAGGGGGAGAGAGGGGCUGACAUGCAGCAGGUGGCAGCGUGCUGGAAUUGAACCCAUGGCCGCUGCAGCCUUCGUAUAAGGGGUGCCUGCUCUACCCACUAAAUUACCGCCCCCAUAGCAGCGACUCGUUAAAAACAACCCGUUUUGGUAUUUGUGGAUCUUGAAAAGUGGUCUGCAAUGGAUAUCGCGCCAUCCACCAUGGCAAGUCAGCUCAUACACUACAUCACUAUAGAAACAUCGAUAUGAUGCGUAUGAAACUAACAAAUGUGACAUAUUCAUGGUUUGCAGAAACAAACAAUGCCAACAUGUUCUUCAUGUGACUGAGCUGGUAUGUCCACAUAUUGUCUCCCCACUAGAUUCUGUCGGUGAGGAGUGUUCAGCAGUGCAUGUCUCUGGCAACAGUGAUUAAACAUGUUGAGCAGGAUAAAGACAGGUAGCGGACAGAGGCAGUUGUGAUUUACAGUAGGUAGAUAAAAAUCCUACUGGGCUACAGUACAGAACCACUCGUAUCUAAAUAAGUUAGUGACCAGGAUGUGUGACAAGAGGCUGAACUUCCUGUGGGUAAAAUUAUAUUGAAGAAACAAAUGAAUAACAUAACCAGGAAGAAUCAAUAUUUAUAUAUAUAUGUCUAUGUUUUAAUAUAUAUUUGACAUGGUUUUAGAGACUAUCUCAACUAUAUGAACAGUUAUUUUCCUGCAGAUUGCACAGACAUUAAAAAAACAUUCUUAAAUCUGUCAUGUCAUGCUCAGACCUAUUGUCCAUUAUAAAAAAAGAUUAAUAUUUUCUGUUGGCCUUAGGUUUGAACACCCUUGUAUGUUUUGAAUGUACAACCUAGCGGAAAUAUUUACAUGCAUUCAAAUGUAGCACUGAAUUACAGCGAAGAACCUCUGAGCAGACGAUGAGGAUCUAUAGUCCGACCAUAAAGGACACCGUGUACGUGUCAGUAGACUUUUAGAAUAUAUAAUAUAGAAUAAAAUGCACAUUAUUGUGACAAUAUUUUGAUGACUUUUGCCUGAGUACUUAUAAGCAAGUAUUGGUACAGCUUAAUGUACGUAAAGAGAUUAACCUUAGUGUUGCAGUAUUUUUAGAGGUCUUAUUACUAUGAAAUCUAAUAUAUAUAAUGUACUUCUAUGAGUGUCACAGACUUUGAUGACUUUGAGUGCAGGUUAGUUGUAAUAAUUUCACGUUUAGGUACGACAAUCGAUGUUUGUAUUGUUUCUUGUUCAUUUUAUGAGAUUGUUUCUCUUUGGUGGAACAUUUUUAUUUAAAUCAGACCAGAAGCAGCGCGUUAUACACACGCAUACACACACACUGUAAUUGUGUGUGUGGUACGGCAAAUAAGCUGUAUAUUCUGUAUUGGUAUACCUGCUGCUGCUGAAAACUAUGAAAACAAUUUGGAUACAUUCAGAUAAUAUUAUAAUUCAAGACUAAAUGUUCCACCAAAGGGAUCGGGGCAAGUUUUUUUUGUUUGUUUUUUUAAAUGGCUGUAUAAUUAUUAUAAUUAUUGUCUACUUGACAAUACUUUUUACUGUUUGUAAAUGUUAAAUAAUUGACAUAGUUUUACAAUAAUGAAUGUCUGACAGAGACUAGUUUUGUGGUGUUUUUGAUAUUUAAAAAGAAUACAUAACAAUACAUAAUGUAAGCCUACUUGUGAAUUAUUGUAACAGAAUGAAUGCAUAUUUUGUCACUUUGUUAGAUAGUGGAAUAUGAAGGCUGUAAUGUCAGACCAGCACUCCAUUUGUAAUUAAUUCAGUUACAGUUGUGUCUUAAAAUCUUUUCAGCACUUAGAUUUUCUUUUGUUUCAGUAUUGAUUUAUUGAAAACCUGAUUUCAUGCAGGGGAAGACAAAGGAAAUGAAACUCCUGUUUACAGAUUCAAAUUAGAUUUUAGGUUUUUUAGGUUUAAAUAUUUUAAAGAAUGCCUAGAAUCUAAGAAAUACCACUAAAUUUAAAUAGUAAGUUUUCAUCCCCUUUUUCCAAUUUUUUUUAAUCUUUAAAUCAUACUUUCUCUUUUAGGUACAGUUUAAAAAUGAAACUUUUUAUUGAAACACAUUUUAUCAGAUCUGGUCAAAUAUGUCUGGAGUUUUUGUGCCAAAACCCAUCGAUGCAUUUAAAUAAGGUUUUAGGGCAACUUUUAAAGGGAUAGUUUGGAUUUUUUGAAGUAGGUUUGUAUGGGGUUCUUAUCCAUACUCAGUGUAUUACAUACAAUAGAUGUCUGCCAGUGCACCCCCAGUUUGGAGAAGUGUCAGGAGUACCGUCAUGGAAGGUAAACAAUGUACUGCUGUGGAUGGGGUCAGCAAUAAGCUGUGUUUUAGCCACCUAAAUAAAGUCCCACCUAAAAAUCAGUUUAAGUGUACGAUAUAUAAGAGUAUUUCACCUCUUUGCCUUUACGUCAGACAGCCCAUUCCAACGGGGAAGCUGAUAAGGGCUUCAGUUCCUCAUCUAUGCUCUCGUCAAAGCCACCAGACUCCAUUGACAAAAACAGUCAUUUUGGCUCAUUGAGCACGGACACUGCUGGUGUAUUACUGCUUUGAUUAGUUAGAUAGAUUGUGUUAUUGUGCGAUGUUGGUGAAUCCGAACUUAUCCCUUUCAACGCCAAAGUCAUACAAUAAAACAAAUAAAAUGACUGAUCGAAGCAGCAAUAUAUCGGCAGCUUCUGUGUUUGGCAAUCUUAAAUCACUGUUUUUCUCAAUGGAGUCUGGCUUGAAAGAGAGUGAUGUAAUGGCUUCAGUUCCCCGCUGGAAAUUGCUAUCUGACGAUAAGGUAAAGCGGUAACAAUAUUCUAAAAAUAGCAUACAAUUAUUGAUUUUUUUUUUUUUUUUUUUUGAAGUGGCUAAAAUAUGUUUUGUUGCUGACCCAUCCACAGCAGUACAUUGCUUAGCUUCUGUGGCAGUACUCCUGCCUGCUUCUCCAAACUGGGGGCUUGCUGAUUGACAUUUACUGUAUGUAAUAACAGAAUAUGGGUAAGUACCUCAGUACCAUGCCUCCGAAGAACCAAACUAUCCCUUUAAAAUGUCAUAGCAAAAAAGAAAAAGUGAUAUUAUCCUAUAAAUGUCCCUGACCCAAACAUUAAAGCUACACUUUGAAACUAGUAGCUUGUAACAAUGGCUACUGCUUGUCCAGAAAAAAUAGUGCUGAAAUGAUUAGUAGUAUAACCGUUUAGUUGAUCAACGUAUUGUUUGAGUCUUUCAUCAUGCAACUAUGUCAAACAUUCACCAGUUGCAGAUUCUCAAAUGCGCUGUUUUGCUGCUUUUCUCUAUGACCGAUGAAUCAAUUGGAAAAAUACACGACAGAUGAACUGAUGAUGAAUUGUUUGUUCCAUGCUCUUAAUUUAGCUUCUUUUUUUUUUUGCAGUUACUGAAAUGGAAAAACUGUCUUUGCAUAUCCUAACUAUCUUCAUCCUGUUAAACAACCAUCAGUAAUAACUGUGUUUUGCCAGGAAAUGUUUUACAGCAGGUGGUGAUGCGAAUGUGUUCUUUGACUCAGCUCUUGGGACUCUCUGCUGUAAACUUUUGUAUUCAGAUCCAGUAAUAAUCUCAAUACGCUCGUCAUGGCUACUGAGAGACACAACAGCACCAAAGCAAACAGUUGAUCUCCAGUACUUGUUUUGGUUUCACAGCACUCAAAGAAUGUUCUCCAUAUUCUGCUGUGAUGUUGGAAGUAGUGGAUGUUUUAGAGUUGAAAUUUAUUGCUUAGAGGUCUUAUUGGAUCAUAGAAGACUGUUGUAUCUUGAGACCAAUAAAAAA